Molecule: messenger RNA, 3094 nt
Organism: Alosa alosa (allis shad)
Lineage: Eukaryota; Metazoa; Chordata; Actinopteri; Clupeiformes; Clupeidae
Gene: igbp1
Product: immunoglobulin (CD79A) binding protein 1
Exons: 6
Coding region: 25-1086 (353 amino acids)
Biological process (GO): regulation of dephosphorylation; regulation of signal transduction
Cellular component (GO): cytosol
Molecular function (GO): protein phosphatase 2A binding
Source: RefSeq, a predicted model, not a curated record
UCGUUGUUUUUCACUUUCGAGAAAAUGGCGUCAGCAGAAGAUGUCAACCAUACACAAAACUCAGAGUCAGAGGCUCCUAAACUUUCUGAUUUAUUAGAUCGUGGAUGGAAAUUUUAUGAAGAAGUAGAUACUACAAAUGAGCCUACAGGAUCUAAUCCAAUUCAAGUGAAAGUUAAGCGCGGAAUUAUGCAACUGGAAGAGGCAACGCGGAUGGUCGCCCAACUCGAGUUAUUCAGUCGGAAUGAAGAAUUGGAGGAGAUUGCUACAACAGACUUAAAGUAUCUAUUACUUCCUGCUCUACUUGGCGCGUUGACCAUGAAACAGGUGAAUUUGUCCAAGCGGUUGGAGCAAGUUCAAAUGGCCCGUGUGUAUUUUCUGGAUUUCUUGAAGAGAUGCAAGGAGUACAACAUUAGCAAAUUUGAGCUGCCUAAAUCCAGCGAGACUUCAGAUGACACUUCUGAGGAGGAUGAUAGUCGGCCUCCACGCCCUCUGCAACAAGCAGACCUCAUCACCAUGGCCACACAAAGACAGGCUAAAAUUGAAAGGUAUAAUCAGAAAAAAGACACGGAGGCAAAACUCUCAGAGAUCAAAGCAGCAGUAGAGAGCGGACAGGCAGAUGAUGAGGUUGUGCGGGAUUUCUACCUCCUUAACAUCCGUAGGUGGAUCACUAUUGCCCUGGAGGAAAUCGAGAGUAUCGAUCAAGAAGUAGAGAUUCUCAAGAGGAUGGAUGUUCUCAAGCAGAGUUCAGCACAGUCAUCUCAGCCAAAAAGGCCCCCCAUGAAGCCAUUCAUCCUCACUAAAGAUGCUGUGCAGGCAAAGGUGUUUGGGGCUGGUUACCCCAGCUUGGCGACUAUGACGGUGGAUGAGUGGUAUGACCAGCACAGGAGGCAGGGUUGCCUGCCUGACCAAGGCAUCCCACGUGGCCCCAGCAGCUCUGCUGACUAUGACGCUGAGGAGCGAGAGAAAGAGGAGAAGGAGAAACAGGAGGAGAACGACGACGAGGAGGCGUUGCAGAAAGCAAGGGACUGGGACAACUGGAAGGACACUCAUCGGCGAGGCUACGGCAAUCGCCAGAACAUGGGCUGAAGGGGCCCCCACGCACACAUUGUCCACACGCCACGCCACGUACACACACACACACACACACACACACCAUGCCAACCACACAAAAAAAAAUCUCUCUUUCUGUCUGAUUUGUUUUUUUUAUUCGGAAAUAAAAAAUGGACAGUCUAGGCUGCCUUUGUGUAUGAGACACGCUGUGAUAUCCUGCAGCCUUGAGUUCUGCUCCUUAAUACUGAAGGGCAUCUGGGGCAAGGGGAACCGCCUUCUCUGGCCACUCUGUCCCGGGAACCAGUAGUGUUUGGUUUGAAACCGAUCCCACACCAAGCCCUCUUGGUUUUGCUCAGUUGGAAAAUUAUGCCAAUAGCCAAAGCUGGGGAUAUUCAGUGGAAUUUAUUUCCCUCCCCGACAAGUAUUUGACCUAUUUCAGAUGACCGCUCAAAAGCACUCGGACAUUUACUGAUUUAUUCGAGACAUUUUGUCUUUGUUAUGUUAGUUUUUUCUAUUCUAGUUUGAUUUGUGUCUGGCUCUCAAUCUCAGUGUCUUAGUGGCGGUACCCCCAGCUUGGCCUUUGCAGAUAUUUGAGAUUGUUUUUGAAGAAUUUCAGGAGCAACCUUGGGUACUUUGGAAGCAGGAACAUUGACGGUGCAGAAUGCUUGUGUGUGUGGUGGAACACUGUUAAUAGGUGGUUGUUGUACAGCUGUACGGAUCCAACUUUUCUCCACUGCAUACUGCGGUUGCUAAUGUAGCUAAUGCUUCAAACCCUCUGCCCCUCUGAUGUUUGGGGUUUGGCAGCAAUCCAAAGAAGUGGGUUUGGUUAUGCCGUGCAUGGUUUCACUUCCAGUGACGAUAGCCUACUUAUUUAUCAAGCACCCGGGCCACACUAUCAGCCCAUGAUUGUGGAGGGGUAACGCUAAAUAUACUGACAGUGGGUUAAAAACAAUAUGUUGUAAUAAGGAAAAAAACAAUGCCGUAAUAAUCAGAGAUUUCUGUGAAUUUGUUUAACACACAGUGGCUCAAACGGUAUUUGUUUUUAUUUCACAAGGACUCAUGGAGUUUUAUACAUUAGCUUGGGUGUUCUGCUGUGAAGCUGACAGAUGCACAAAUCGUGAUUCAUAUUUAUUUGAAUCUGCUUGUAGCUGGGAUUGUGUGUUGUGCCAUGUUCAGUGACUUUAUUGUCACCCUGUAAAAUUAAAGGAGGCAUCAUAUUCUACUUUUCUCUGGUCUUUGUUUUGCCAAAAGACCCCAUGGAUAGAACAGAACAGUACACUUAGUGAUGAAUUUGUGAGGUCAAUAACAUGUAGUUAAGAGAUGUAGGGAGGUAUGUAAACAAUGUCAAGAUGAUCCAUGUCAAGAUUCCAAAUGGACAGGAAAGGUAUUGCUCUUAACAUUUUCUUCUGAGAAUGUAGGAUAGCUUACAAAGACUUACUAGACUCCUCAAAAUUGGCCUUGACAAGUGUGUUUUAAAUAAUUACACAAUCAAAUAAUUAUGUACAAGUAUUGAAAAAGAACUCUUCUCCCAUAAACUCAUGUCAUCAUCUUAAGUCUACUGCAAGUCCUCAAUACCUCCCGUUCAUCACGGAUCUCUGGAGCUGAGGGGCGCUGUAGUCAGGCUGGGGAAAAGGUGGCUGGGAUGGAGAGGAAUGUGGGAAAUCCGCUGCCAUCACCCUCUGAUAUGAGAACACACAAACACAUAUGUAGUCAUUGCUGAAGACAAGUCCAUCCAUGGUGUCAGCCCCGGGUUUGAAAUCUUUUAGCUCAUGUAUUUGUCAUUGCAAAACUUCAAGAUACAAAAAGAAAAUGCCAAUAUCAAAAUCAUGCUUACACAGUACCCAUACUCCAUUACCACUGGGUGUUUUUCAAUGAGGCCAUUUUGUAAAUUCCCUGGUUUAAAUUGCUGUCAAUUGUGCUGUGUUUUCAAUACUGCACAAUAUAACUUAUUCUCGAUGGUUUUAAUAACAUAAUCUACUCCGCUCAUGCCGUGUCCCAUUUUGUAUAUUUAAAUGGAUGUGAUUAAAGGAAGCAAAAAAAAUGA